UUUUCCUGUCAAUUUUCUGUUCACACACACAUUCACACGUAAGCUCUCGUAGGAUAUAUUUUCUCACCACGCCAGCUCAAGUGCAGACCCAGGCACACACUGUAUGAUAAAUAAUUAUAUACCAUCAUGGUAAGCUACUGUCCAAUCUGUGGGAAGCCUGUCUUCUUUGGUGAGAAGAAGAGGUCCUUAGGGAGGGACUACCACCCUCUGUGUCUGAAGUGUCAAAAGUGCAACAGACAGCUCACAGCUGGACAACAUGCAGAGUAUGAUGAGAAGCCAUACUGUGCACACUGCUACCUGAAGAUGUUUGGUCCAAGAGGUAACAGGUGACUGGUGUCGCCAUGGCACAGUGCAUCCCCCUAUACAGAACCCAGACUGAGCUAAAAUGGACAAAUGCUGGCCUAAGAAGACACACAGGGCCUGUUUAUUGGCCAAAAAAAA
Molecule: messenger RNA, 441 nt
Organism: Xiphias gladius (swordfish)
Lineage: Eukaryota; Metazoa; Chordata; Actinopteri; Istiophoriformes; Xiphiidae
Exons: 4
Coding region: 127-330 (67 amino acids)
Biological process (GO): intrinsic apoptotic signaling pathway in response to DNA damage; regulation of gene expression
Molecular function (GO): zinc ion binding
Source: RefSeq, a predicted model, not a curated record